Messenger RNA from Gasterosteus aculeatus aculeatus (three-spined stickleback), 1764 nucleotides. RefSeq names its product protein kinase, interferon-inducible double stranded RNA dependent activator (gene prkra). Gene Ontology annotation, molecular function: double-stranded RNA binding; siRNA binding. Gene Ontology annotation, biological process: regulation of regulatory ncRNA processing; siRNA processing. Gene Ontology annotation, cellular component: RISC complex; nucleus; RISC-loading complex. The record is from RefSeq and is a predicted model, not a curated record. NCBI's taxonomy places the organism in Eukaryota, Metazoa, Chordata, Actinopteri, Perciformes, Gasterosteidae.
GAAGAAUUGUUAGCGUAUUUAUCCCACUGCAUUUGCGUCAUAAUAACAAAACUAGAUGCCGAGACUACCGGAUUCAGCUGCUGCCCGAGAAAAAUACGCAGUAUAACGUUAAUAUUUAAUCAGCCCGCAAGCGAAACGACAGAAAAUGUCUCAAGAAGGAUUUCAACCAGCCUCCGCGGACACGAGCUUGAGCUCACACGAGUCGCAGAGGACGCACCCCAGGAAGACGCCGAUACAAAUCCUGCAUGAGUACGGCACCAAAAGCGGCAACCUCCCCGUGUAUGUGAUGGAGAAGGCUGAAGGAGAAGCUCACCAACCGCACUUUGUCUUCAGCGUGAGGAUCGGAGACGUCGACUGCUCAGGUCAAGGUCCGAGUAAAAAGGCUGCUAAACACCAGGCGGCAGAAGCCGCCCUGAUUAUUCUCCAUAUAGACUACAGCAAAGUGAGCGUUCCUGUGAAUUCGGAAAGUAACGGCGUCGUAGCAGAAACAAACCAGCCCAACUCCGUGGGGAUACUGCAGGAGUUGGCGUUGCAGAGGGGAUGGCGCCUCCCUGAAUACACAGUUUUAAUGGAGGCCGGUCCGCCGCACAAGAGAGAGUUCACCGUUACUUGUAGAAUGGAGUCCCUGUCAGAGAAAGCUGCGGGAAAUUCAAAAAAGGCGGCGAAAAAGGCCGCCGCGGAGAAAAUGGUGUCAAAACUUCAGAGUCUGUCGGGCUGCUCUGAAAUCACGUGGACGCCCAAACCGAGCGUCCGAUUCGAGAACCUAAGGAGCUCGACGGCGGAGACCAUCUGUCUACUGAGAAGAAACCCGCUGAGCAUCCCCAACACGGAUUACAUUCAGAUGAUGUUGGAGCUGUCCAAGGAGCAGGGCUUUGAGGUCACGUACUUCGACAUCGACGAGCUGACGGUGAACGGCCAGUACCAGUGCCUGGCGGAGCUGUCCACCUCCCCGGUGACCGUGUGCCACGGCACCGGCAUCUCCUGCAGCAACGCUCACAACGACGCGGCGCACAGCGCCCUGCAGUACGUCAAGCUCAUGGCCACCACCAAGUGAAACCUCCACCCUCCGCGCGGCCGUGGACCUCCCGCUAGUCCGCCCGCCAGUGGACGCUGUACAGUCAUGGUAUAUUUUUAUAAGUAGGUGUGUCACACAGCAGGUCAUGGUCCAUGAUAAGUGUACGCACACCGUAGAGAGCUGACCAACCUCCCCAAUGUCAAGGAUCAAAGAGGGACGAGACGUUGUCUUCAGGUCGUGUCCAACCGGGGAUAUUUAAGGAAAUGCACAUGUGUAAAUGAGCAUGCAGCGGUGAAUAACAUGAAGCAUUUCCACGUUGCAUUUUUUCAUAAUAGGGUUUAUUUAGUAUUUGUUGUCUUGCUUUAAGGGACCUGCCCCCCCCUCCCUUUCCAGUCAGGAUGCUGUUGAAGUUUUCAGGUUAAGUUCUCUUAAUUAAAUGUUUUGCCCCCCCCCCCCCCCUCUACACCCUGUAUCAUUAUAUUGAGCUGUCUUGCGCCAAUAGAAUAUUUUAAACUUCUACUUCUGACAUCUGCCUUUCUCUUAAGUCACAUGAAAAGGCGAACUGUUAAAUUGUUAAAAGGAUGGUCUGCAUUUUGGUCCAGUUAGGUGUAAUUAGUGCCCCCUCCCCCCAUUUGUCCAACUGUCAGUCAGUGUGCGAUCUCCAGUUUAAUGAGCUUACAGACUACAUUCAUUGGUGCAGAGCAGCAACGUGUGUGAAUCCAGAAAAUAAACCAAACACUAAAUGUCAA